Molecule: messenger RNA, 1560 nt
Organism: Protobothrops mucrosquamatus (brown spotted pit viper)
Lineage: Eukaryota; Metazoa; Chordata; Lepidosauria; Squamata; Viperidae
Product: zinc finger protein 160-like
Exons: 1
Biological process (GO): negative regulation of transcription by RNA polymerase II
Molecular function (GO): DNA-binding transcription repressor activity, RNA polymerase II-specific
Source: RefSeq, a predicted model, not a curated record
AGCAGUAAUCUUACUUCCCAUAAAACGAUCCACACCGGGGAGAAGCCAUAUAAAUGCAUAGAGUGUGGAAAGGGCUUCAGAAUGCAUGGGGAUCUUAUAACCCAUAAAAGGAUCCACACAGGGGAGAGGCCUUACAAAUGCAUGGAAUGUGGAAAGACCUUUACUUAUAAAAGUCAACUUGCUUCCCAUAAAGCGAUCCAUACAGGAGAGAGGCCUUACAAAUGCAUGGAAUGUGGAAAGUGUUUUAAUCAUAGCAGUCAACUUGCUUCCCAUAAAAGAAUCCACACAGGAGAGAAACCAUAUAAAUGCAUGGAGUGUGGAAAGGGCUUCAGCCAACACAGUCUUCUUACAUCCCAUAAAAGAAUCCACACAGGAGAGAAGCCAUAUAAAUGCAUGGAGUGUGGAAAAAGCUUCAGCCAACAUGGUACUCUUACUACCCAUAAAAGAAUCCACACAAGGGAGAAGCCAUUUAAAUGCGUGGAGUGUGGAAAAGGCUUCAGUGGACUCGGUGUUCUUAAAGCUCAUAAAAGAAUCCACACAGGAGAGAAACCAUAUAAAUGCAUAGAGUGUGGAAAGGGCUUCAGAAUACAUGGGGAUCUUAUAACCCAUAAAAGGAUCCACACAGGAGAGAAGCCAUAUAAAUGCGUGGAGUGUGGAAAGGGGUUCCGUAUCAGUUCAUCCUUUCUGAAACAUAAGAAGAUUCAUACAGGGGAUAAACCAUAUAAGUGCAUGGAGUGUGGAAAGGGCUUCAGCCAACAUGGUAAUCUUACUUCCCAUAAAAGAAUCCACACGGAGAAGCCGUUUAAAUGCAUGGAGUGUGGAAAAGGCUUCAGUGGACUCGGUGUUCUUAAAACUCAUAAAAGAAUCCACACAGGAGAGAAACCAUAUAAAUGCGUGGAGUGUGGAAAAGGCUUCAGUGGACUCAGUGUUCUUAAAGCUCAUAAAAGAAUCCACACAGGAGAGAAACCAUAUAAAUGCAUAGAGUGUGGAAAGGGCUUCAGCCAACACAGUCUUCUUACAUCCCAUAAAAGGAUCCACACAGGGGAGAAGCCAUAUAAAUGCGUGGAGUGUGGAAAGGAGUUCCAUAUCAGUUCAUCCCUUCUGAAACAUAAGAAGAUUCAUACAGGGGAUAAACCAUAUAAAUGCAUGGAGUGUGGAAAAGGCUUCAGCCAACAUGGUAAUCUUACUUCCCAUAAAAGAAUCCACACAGGGGAGAAGCCGUUUAAAUGCAUCGAGUGUGGAAAAGGCUUCAGUGGACUCGGUGUUCUUAAAGCUCAUAAAAGAAUCCACACAGGAGAGAAACCAUAUAAAUGCAUGGAGUGUGGAAAAGGCUUCAGCCAACAUGGUAAUCUUACUUCCCAUAAAAGAAUCCACACAAGGGAGAAUCCAUUUAAAUGCAUGGAAUGUGGAAAGGGCUUUAGUGAUAAUGCAUCCCUUUUGAGACAUAAAAGGAUCCACACCAGAGAGAAACUAUACAAAGGCAUGGAGUGUGGAAAGGGCUUCCUCAUAAACAGUAAACUUACUACUCAUAAAAGGAUCCACACGGGGGAAGCCAUAUAA